Molecule: messenger RNA, 983 nt
Organism: Etheostoma spectabile (orangethroat darter)
Lineage: Eukaryota; Metazoa; Chordata; Actinopteri; Perciformes; Percidae
Product: guanine nucleotide-binding protein G(s) subunit alpha-like
Exons: 5
Coding region: 492-977 (161 amino acids)
Biological process (GO): adenylate cyclase-activating dopamine receptor signaling pathway; sensory perception of chemical stimulus
Cellular component (GO): cytoplasm; heterotrimeric G-protein complex
Molecular function (GO): beta-2 adrenergic receptor binding; corticotropin-releasing hormone receptor 1 binding; G-protein beta/gamma-subunit complex binding
Source: RefSeq, a predicted model, not a curated record
AUAUGUGCUUCAAAGGCAGUGUAAAUUGAUUUAAACAAACAGGACCAUUGACAAUUCAUGUACAUUGCAAGGCUGGAAAUUUCACAUCCACUCAUGUUAAUGUUGAUGACUUCAUUGCGGAUUUACAGUAAAAAAAACACAAGAAUUAAGCGUGUGAGAGGGCGGCAUUGUUGCCCGCUCCUUUUGGAGUGAUCUCAUGUUGAUAAAUUGCCAGUAAAUAGCCACAUUCAUCCAUAAACACUGUGCCAAAGCCUGGUGGAGCCCACUGUCUACUAACUGGUUUACAUCUUGUUUCAUUUGGCAACAUAAAUGACACCCAUUUUGAGGCGGGUGUUCCUCUGUUGGGCCAGUCUAGGAAUUUAGGGUUGAUUGAUUUGCUUCUGAUCAACACCCUGCCUCCUUCCGCACUCCCUACACCUACCUACCUACCUACCCACCCACCCACCCACAACCCUGCCUCCACCUGAACCUAUUACUGGGGUUUUGGGAAGAUGGGCUGUCUUGGCAAUAGUAAGACUGAAGACCAACGAAAUGAGGAGAAGGCACAGAGGGAAGCCAACAAAAAGAUAGACAGGCAGCUCCAAAAAGACAAACAGAUAUACCGGGCGACUCACCGGCUACUACUAUUAGGGGCUGGUGAAUCUGGAAAAAGCACGAUAGUUAAACAGAUGCGAAUACUACACGUUAAUGGCUUCAACGCAGAGGAGAAAAAACAGAAAAUACAUGAUAUUAAAAACAACAUUAAAGAAGCUAUAGAGACGAUUGUGGCUGCCAUGAAUACGCUGACACCGCCAUGCCAGGUAGCCUGUCCUGCGAACAAAAGCCGAAUCGAUUAUGUCCUGAACCAAGUAAACCAGAAGGAUUUUGAGUUUCCUUCGGAGUUUUAUGACCAUGCAAAGAUCCUCUGGCAGGACGAGGGUGUGCAGUCCUGCUGGGAAAGGUCCAACGAAUAUCAACUCAUCGACUGCGCACAAUAGUAAGUC